CCACUGCACCUGGCUGGAUUUAGCAUUUUUCAAAAAUGUUUUUUAUGGACUUGGCUCUUUGGAUAUCCUCUGAGAUGAAGGAUCUACGUGCCAGACAAGUUUGAGACACGCUGCAUAUCCUGUCUUGAGAAAAACCAUAAUCAUAGUAAAGGCUCUAAAAACUCCUGAAGUUUAAAAAAACAAAACAAAACAUUCAGUUGGCUUUCCCUAUCCAUGGAUUUUGCAUCCAUGAAUUUAAUCAACUGUGGAUCAAAAAUAUUUGAGAAAAGAAUUGUGUCUGUACUGAACAUUCACAGGCUUUUUUCUUGUGAUUAUUCCCUAAACAAUAGGUACAACAAUAAUUUCCAUCGUGUUUACUUUGUGUUAGCCAUCACAAGUAAUCUACAGACGAUUCAAAGUAAAUGGGUGGAUGUGUGUAGGUUAUAUGCAAAUACAACAUCAUUGUAUAUCAGAGACUUGAGCAUCCAUGGAUUUUGGUAUUCAAAAAAGGUCCUGAAGCCAAUCCCCCACAAGAACCAAAGGAUAACUGUAUAGAUUUGUAUAAGCCGGAAUUUUCUUUUCUUUGUUGAAGGGUAGUGGUUUCAGGACACGAUUUGGGAAACACACUUUGGAGGACCAACAAAGCUGAUCUGGCUACUGCGCUAAAAGCGCUCCUUCCCUCAGCGUCGGGAAAGAGUUCAUCUUCCUGCAAAGGAGUCUCAGGCUUUCCCAGAGGACUUGAAAGGCCUUCCUCGAACCAGCCACAUCAAACUCUGCUGCAGAAGGUUUCCUUCUCUUUUUCAACUUCACCUUGAGAAAAUGACUUUCUCUUGAGCCUCUCAAUUUCCCCUAAAUUUGGGCAAGUGAAGAGAUAUCAGCCUGGUCAUCCAGGAGGACAGAAGGCCGAGUCCCGCACUCCCCCCCUGUAAACUAUUUGAUUGCUCGUGAGUUGCUUUGUUUAUGACUUAUUUGCUCAGAAGAGCCACGUAGGGAAGCGGCUCGAGAGACCAGCCCACGCGCAGGUCCUGAGCGGGCGUGCGUGCGAGGUCGACGCCUGGCUGCUCCGGACCGGGGAUGAAGUCCUGCAAGCCCAGCGGGCCGCCGGCGGGAGCGCGCGUUGCACCCCCGUGCGCGGGCGGCGCCGAGUGCGCGGGCACGUGCGCCGGCGCCGGGCGGCUGGAGAGCGCGGCGCGCAGGCGCCUGGCGGCCAACGCGCGCGAGCGCCGCCGCAUGCAGGGGCUCAACACGGCCUUCGACCGCUUACGCAGGGUGGUGCCCCAGUGGGGCCAGGAUAAAAAGCUGUCCAAGUACGAGACCCUGCAGAUGGCGCUGAGCUACAUCAUGGCUCUGACCCGGAUCCUGGCCGAGGCCGAGCGAUUCGGCUCGGAGCGGGACUGGGUGGGUCUCCACUGUGAGCACUUCAGCCACGACCACUAUCUCCCGUUCCCGAGCGCGAAGCUGUCGGGCGAGAGCGAGCUGUACGGCCAGAGACUCUUCGGCUUCCAGCCCGAGCCCUUCCACAUGGCCACCUAGGGCUCGCGCCUCCACGAGGGUGGGUGCCCGGGAGCGGCUCCGAGUCGCGGCCCUGCCCCAAGUAGCCCAGAAGCCUGCGGCGGCCCAGCAUUCUAAGGAUGCAUUCCUCGAGGAAAAUUAGUCAAUUCUCAGAUUACUUUAUUCGCAUCGUCAGACCUAUGGACGCAAUCAUUUAAUUGCCUUUCUUUCUCCCUCCUCCUCUGUAUUUUGUAGAUUUUAUUAACGGAUCUUGUGAAUGGGUUUGAUUGCUGUGAAAAUGCCCCCUUUCCCCUUUUCUGGGCUACUUUGAGGGAAAACAAGCUUAAGAAAAAUAGGAUUAGGCUAUUGUGUUCCAGUCCUCAGAGAAAUAAUCACAUUCUUAAAUUUUGUAAGGUUGUCCUGUUCGGGUGAAGUUACAGUAUCCAUUACUUGUGUUUGCUCACAACAGAGCUACCUUCCUGUUGUGUAAGUGCUUUUUUGCUUUAGUGCAUUGUGUGUGCAUGCAUGAAGUAGAAACUUUUUUUUCGGGGUACAGUACAUGAUGGUAUGAGUGCUCUGUAUUUUUUUAAUCUGUGUACACAUUAUUAAAAUAUAGAUUUUAUAAAAUACAAAUAAAAACGUGGGUUUGUUUUUCAUGCCAA
Molecule: messenger RNA, 2132 nt
Organism: Cebus imitator (Panamanian white-faced capuchin)
Lineage: Eukaryota; Metazoa; Chordata; Mammalia; Primates; Cebidae
Gene: ATOH7
Product: atonal bHLH transcription factor 7
Exons: 2
Coding region: 1054-1512 (152 amino acids)
Biological process (GO): neural retina development; regulation of DNA-templated transcription
Molecular function (GO): protein dimerization activity
Source: RefSeq, a predicted model, not a curated record